This is a messenger RNA of Eublepharis macularius, 2680 nucleotides long. RefSeq names its product RAB24, member RAS oncogene family (gene RAB24). The record is from RefSeq and is a predicted model, not a curated record. The transcript has 9 exons. NCBI's taxonomy places the organism in Eukaryota, Metazoa, Chordata, Lepidosauria, Squamata, Eublepharidae. Bases 214 to 828 code for a protein of 204 amino acids. Gene Ontology annotation, molecular function: GTP binding; GTPase activity.
GUCCCCGGUGGAUCCCGGGGAGGCUGCUCGGCUGCGCUCGCUUGCCCAGGAACGAUCCGGCUGGGGUCCCCCUUCACCGAGCUCCUCCCUCCGCUUCAGCGCCAUGAGGCCCAGGUGAGCCUCUCUACCUGAGCUGCACCGUUUUGUCUACUCCACCUAAAGCCCUGAGACUAAAGCCUCUGGAGGGCAACUCUUUGCUGUAACAGCAAGAGAAUGAGCGGGCAGCGUGUGGAUGCCAAAGUUGUGAUGCUGGGCAAAGAAUACGUGGGCAAGACCAGCUUGGUGGAAAGAUACGUUCACAACCGCUUCCUUGUGGGGCCCUACCAGAAUACAAUAGGUGCUGCAUUUGUGGCCAAAGUCAUGCCCGUGGGAGGCCGGACAGUGACGUUGGGAAUUUGGGAUACAGCUGGCUCAGAAAGGUAUGAGGCCAUGAGCCGGAUAUACUAUCGUGGGGCAAAAGCUGCCAUUGUAUGUUAUGAUCUUACUGAUAGCAGCAGUUUCCAGAGAGCAAAAUUCUGGGUGAAUGAACUGCAGAACUUUGAGGAGAACUGCAGGAUCUAUUUGUGUGGCACCAAGAGUGACUUGUUGGAUGAUGACAGGAGAAAGCGGGGAAUUGACUUCCAUGAUGUGCAGGACUAUGCUGACGAUAUCAAAGCUGAGCUGUUUGAAACUUCCAGUAAGACUGGACAAAAUGUAGACGAACUCUUCAAGAAGGUAGCUGAGGAUUAUGUGCAAUUUACUUCAUUUCAAGAGAUGACAGAGGAGAAAGGAGUAGAUCUGAGCCAGAAGAACACUCCCACCUACUUCUACAGCUGCUGCCAUCAUUGAAUUCUUAGUUUGUCAAAAGCAGUUUGCAGUUCAUGCUGUUGAGACUGUUCACAUCUUUUACCUGCUACAUGGAAUGUCUUGCUCCUUUGGACAUGCAGAGCAUCACUUGCUGGCACCUCUUCUUGGGACAGAGGGAAGAGAGAGUGCAGUAGACACAGGUUAUUGUUGCAUGUACUGCAGGACUUGCUGCCUUUGUUGACUAGAGACUGGGAUUGCAUUGUGCCCUCCUCCCCUUGAGAGGCUAUCUAAAUUAUCAAUGCGUGCCAGGAAUUGUUUUUCACAAUAGGCUUCCUUGCAGAAGACAGCCUAUGCUGACUGCAGGGGAUUCUGCCCCUUUGGAAGGUAUUGCCUGAUUUCUUUGCUUUAUUAUUUAAAAUGGCUUCUAAUAAGUUAUAUAAAUGUAAAUUAAAAACGCACGGUGGUCCUGUAUUGAUGAAGAUAGCCAGGUUUAUGUUCUUGGUGGGACAAGGCUGGUUUUUAGACUAAUAAGGAAGCACAUGGUAAAGAUGGGGUUGACCUUUAUGUACAGGCACAGCUGGAGAGGGAAUACUUUGAAUAAGUAGUAAAGAUAUGCCCUGCUGAGGUUUCUACAAAACACUGUCAACUUCCAGCAUGGGACAACUCUUUAGGAUGAUCAAAUCAACAGAAAAAAAGUUGUUUCAGGGAAGAAACAGAAGUUUGGGCCUAAGCAAUCCUCUCAGGAAUAUGUUGAGACAUUUUAUUGGACUGUGGUGGCUAACCCAACUGGUUCAAAACUGAAAGUAUCUUUUGAUGGGGCCUAGCAGUUUGUAUAUGCAAUUGUGUAAUUUUUGUUACUAAUAGGUACGUGAGAAUGCAGUGCUUUCUCUCAUUUACUCAACUGAAGGCUCUGUAAUUCCAAAUUCCCACCUCUUCAACAGUGCACAUCAACUGGCUUACAAUAAAAUCAAAAGUUGGUCCCCCCAAACCUCCUCACUUCAGCCAUUUUGUAUAUUCUUUAUGUAAAAGCCCAAAACAUACACAAAGGAAGUAACCAUGUGAAUCAGAAAUUUGGUCACCCUUCCCUCAGCACACUUCCAUGUCCCUUCCAGGGAUUCUGUUGCUAUUGUACUCAGAAAGGUAUUAUGGCUGCCUAAAGGGCAUUGGGUGAAUUUCCUAAUGGCACAGCACUACAGACUCCACCUUCUUUCCAUAGGAAAUGUUAAUGAGAGCCCGACAGUUUCUCCAUGCAGCCUGAACAGCAGCUGAGGCACAGCUUAUUUGGCCUAUAUUUGAAAAGACAGACUGGGGCUCUUCUUCCUGACCAUUUCUCAGAAAUGGCAAGUGGACUGGUCGGCUUCACAGAGAAGCAAAGAUAGUUGUUCUUUUGCCUACUUCCAAGCCUAAAAGAAGCCAGUUACUCUAAUCUCUCAUGCGCAAAGCUAGCCUGAUAAGUCUCAGGAAGUUUUGUGGAUCAAGUCACUGGAUAAUCCCCAAGAGAUCAAAUAAGUUGACAUUUUAUGAAACCGUUUUAAAUAUCUGCUAUACACCUGCAUUUCCACAUAAGCUGCUACUGCCCUUACAGCAAACAAUAAAAGUCACCUUAAGUCCUUGGGGCAAGUCAUUAUUCCACAGCAUUAACAGAUACUUUGCAUCUUUGAUUUGAUAACACUGAUGAAUUAAUGAAACAAACGCAGUCAGUGAUACCAGUCCAUUAGCCAGAUUUAAACUUCAGUGUAGCAACCAUCAAUAUUUCCCAGUUAGAUCCAGACAUAUUACUUCUAGGAACAUGAGAACAAUACAGCAAAGCUCCAAAUAGGCUUGGGCGCCAUUUAUCACAGCAAUUGCUAUUUGGUGAAGGAUCCCAUCACAGAACUACAGCUUCAAGGUCCCC